This is a messenger RNA of Aspergillus japonicus CBS 114.51, 1236 nucleotides long. RefSeq names its product SMP-30/gluconolactonase/LRE family protein. The transcript has 4 exons. The record is from RefSeq and is a predicted model, not a curated record. The coding region runs from base 1 to 1236 and encodes 411 amino acids. NCBI's taxonomy places the organism in Eukaryota, Fungi, Ascomycota, Eurotiomycetes, Eurotiales, Aspergillaceae.
AUGCAGUCAAUUUUUCUAUCUUUAGUCUUUCUUGCCCCCGGACUGGCUCGUGCUCAAACGGGAGUCACACAGCCCAUCUCAGAGGACUGCGGCCCCUCCGUGGUAUGCAUUAAUCGCUAUGGCAAUGUCCUACCCUACCACUUUUUCCGCAAUCUAACCACAAUGGAUGCACCCACCACAUUUGGUGACACCACGGUAGCCAACGGGACCAAGCUGAACGACAUAAAGUCGGCCGAUUUCAUUGUGUACAACAAGGAGAAAGGUCUCGAGGCUUUAGGGCCCAACCCCAGUUACGAGUAUGUCUUUGCGGUGAAUGAGGCCGUGCACGAGGCCCCCGUCUAUGUAGCGGCACAGAACAAGCUGUAUUUGUCGCAGCUGGCUCCUCCCACUGGCUAUCUCCCACAGCUGGUGGUCGACCUAAACCAGGAUCCCCCAACAUUAUCCGAGUUUCUGUCUGAUCCACCCGUAUACGCACCCAAUGGUGGUACCUUCCACGAUGGUAAGAUCAUCUGGGGUGCCUCUGGUGGCAACAACUCCAUUGGAGGUUCCGAGCAGCGCGUGGGAUUGCGAACCCUGGAUCCCGAGACCAAUAAGACCGUCAGCUUGGUCAACAACUACUUUGGCUACUACUUCAACACGGUUGAUGAUCUUGCCGUUCAUCCCAAGACGGGAGAUAUAUGGUUUACCGAUCCUCAAUACUCUUGGUUCAAUGCCCUAACCGAUACACCUCCUCAGCUACCCGCUGCCAGCUAUCGUUAUAACACUUCGUCCGGCGCAGUUGUCGUCGUCGACGACAGCAUAGGACAGCCGAAUGGCAUCGCUUUCACCCCUGACGGUUCAAUCGUCUAUAUCAGCGACACAGCUGCUGUCAGCGCCCCGGUUGACCCGAAGUACGGCCAUCCCGGCAGUACCUUCAACACUACUCACCGGAGAACCAUCUAUGCCUUUGACGUGAGUCAAGAUGGAGCUCACGCCUAUAACAAGCGGCCCAUCUACCUCGCACCUGGCUUUGUCCCCGAUGGAUUGAAAGUGGCCGCAAAUGGCUACAUCGUUACCGGCUGUGGUUACGGGGUGGACGUCAUAGACCCAUCUGGAGAAUUGCUGUUCACUAUUCAGACGAAUUACACGGUUCAGAAUUUUGCCUGGACCGGCCCGGAGCUGAAGACGCUGUGGCUGAUGGGGAAUGGAGGAAUCAGCAAGGUGGAAUGGGAGCUUGCAGGGCAGGAGCUGAAAUAA